AUGCUCAGUAAGCACUCUCGGCUGCUAGUUGGGCGGAGUUACCGCGUGAGGUGGACAUUGAGUUUGGGUGAUGGCUGGUUGACCCGUUUUCCUCCUUGAGCACGUCUAUUCCUGAACUAGAGGGAAGUCGACUUAUGUGAGGAGCCUUACAUAGACAGAAGAUAAUGUCUGGAAGUUUCUAUUUCGUAAUUGUUGGCCACCAUGAUAAUCCAGUGUUUGAAAUGGAAUUUUUGCCAGCUGGGAAAGCAGAAUCCAAAGAUGAACAUCGUCAUCUGAACCAGUUCAUAGCCCAUGCUGCUCUGGACCUCGUUGACGAAAACAUGUGGCUUUCCAACAACAUGUACUUAAAAACUGUGGACAAAUUCAAUGAGUGGUUUGUCUCAGCAUUUGUCACUGCUGGGCACAUGAGGUUCAUCAUGCUGCAUGACGUGAGGCAAGAAGAUGGAAUCAAGAACUUCUUCACUGACGUCUACGACUUAUAUAUCAAGUUUGCCAUGAACCCCUUCUAUGAGCCCAAUUCUCCUAUUCGAUCAAGUGCGUUCGAAAGAAAAGUUCAGUUUCUUGGAAAGAAACAUCUUUUAAGCUAAAUGCAGAAAACUUCAGAAUCAUAGUGGUACCCCCUGUGCUGAGGAGUAUACAUAUUGACAGUUACUUGAUAAAAUAGCCUGGCAAACUCUAUGUGUCAACUUAUUUGUAUAUUUUGAAAUUUCUCUUAUAUUUAAAAAUCUCAUCUUUUCAUGUUAUCACCAUUAGUAGUUACCUGUGAACAAUUAUCGAUCACUAAUUUAAUAUUUUAUUUCAAAAGUCAAUGAGCCUAUAACUUUUUGAUUGAGAUAAUUAAAAAAAACCUUAGAGUCCU
Molecule: messenger RNA, 859 nt
Organism: Mastomys coucha (southern multimammate mouse)
Lineage: Eukaryota; Metazoa; Chordata; Mammalia; Rodentia; Muridae
Product: trafficking protein particle complex subunit 2-like
Exons: 2
Coding region: 165-587 (140 amino acids)
Biological process (GO): endoplasmic reticulum to Golgi vesicle-mediated transport
Cellular component (GO): TRAPP complex; cytoplasm; nucleus
Source: RefSeq, a predicted model, not a curated record